This is a messenger RNA of Aplysia californica (California sea hare), 3257 nucleotides long. RefSeq names its product ankyrin repeat domain-containing protein 50-like. The record is from RefSeq and is a predicted model, not a curated record. The transcript has a single exon. NCBI's taxonomy places the organism in Eukaryota, Metazoa, Mollusca, Gastropoda, Aplysiida, Aplysiidae. Bases 396 to 3236 code for a protein of 946 amino acids. Gene Ontology annotation, molecular function: protein binding.
GUUGUGUCUUGAAGGAAUUAACCGUGUGUUCUUUCCUCAAUGCGUUGUGAAAUUGUGAAAGUUUAUUUCGUUGUUUCUCCAAUGUCGAAUGUUGGGAACGGGAAGUCUGACAAGUCUGAUACGGCUGAUUGGCCGACUCGUGUGUGUGUGAAGUUGACUUAAGCAAUCAUGUCACUGAUGUAAAAUGUUCAGUAGAUAUAUAGAUGUAAUCUACUGACGUCAUUCUUACAGUACAUAAUCUACUGACGUCAUUGUGACAGUGUUGUGCAAGUUUCCUCCGCCUGUGAUUUUAAUCUGUCGUCUAAUCUUCUUCUCUUCAGGUCGAUCAAGUCGCUGUGGAGCUGUUGAGCUGCAUCGUGCCCGUAGACGAGACACUGUGCUUACAUCUGAUUGCUAUGGAAACAAACUCUGGUGAAGCGAUGUCCGUGGAUUCCCCGUCUAGAGACAGACGUGUGUCCGUGGAUGAGCAGAUGAUGGAAGACGUCACGACUGGCUCAGAAUCUCCGCCCAGAGACUCCGUGAUGUCUGAACACGCCACUGAGCCGGUCAGUUUGGUGGACGGUCUGGAUGAAUCUGACCAGUGUGAGGCUGUGAGCACCACCCCGUGGGGCGGUGAGGACAUCGCUGACCUGACCUCUGAUGACAUGAACAACGAACUGUUCACCGCCGUCUCACGCGGACAAUUGUUCCGUGUUCAAGAGUUGACGUUUUACGGAGCAGACGCGAAUGGAUUUCAAGAUUCUUUCGGUAAAAACUGCCUCCAUGUGGCGGCUGAACAGGGCUAUGCCGACAUCGCGAAGGUGUUGCUGUCCUUGCCAGGCUGCGCGGUGGACAGUGUGGACAAAUCUGGCAACACAGCACUCAUCCUUUGCCAGGCCUGCGGGGCCGCAGCACAGAUCACCCAGGACUUGCUGGAGAAAAACGCUACCGUCAACUUUCAGAACCAGAACGGGGAGACUGCGUUGAUGAAAGCCGUGCAGAGCCAGAACGUGUUGGCGAUGAACCAGCUGAUGAGACACAAGGCCAAUGUGGCGCUGAAGGACAGAGACGGAAACACGGCCCGGUCGUUGGCGGCUGCCCUGGGUAUGGACGGUUUGUUGGGCGUUCUGGACACGAGCGCGCCUCUGGUGCGAGCCACCAUGGCGCUAGACUCAGAACUCAUUGACACUCUGCUUACUUUUGGACCUUUCAGUCCCAACCACGAGGACGAGUGGGGCCGCACCCCUCUCAAUGUCUUGUUUCACUCUAAACUGACCAUAGGAAUCCUGGGAAUGAACUCAUUCUAUCUCACCGGCGGGUCACGGUGCACAGCGGGCCGAUACUGUCCCGACUUCUCCCUGGCUCCGUUCCGUGCGCGAGAGGUGGAGGUGAUGAGGCAGCUGGUGAGAGCGGGGGCGGACGUGCACCUGCGCUGUGAGGUCAACAACUCCCACUGCCCCGUUUGGCUGGCGGCGCGCGUCGGGGACUCGGACGUCCUGUCUGUGCUACUGGAGACGGAGGACUGGGUGUACAGCCGCGACAAAUGGGACUCUUACUCCACAGCCCUCGAGCUCGCCGCCGGCUGUGGCCAACUUCACUCUGUGGACGUUCUGGCCAAGUCCUUGAACUCUCUCACACCUGACAGCAGGGGUGACUCACCGACACCAGGCUGGUCACCUGACAUGAUGCACGCUACGCUACAUGAGGCUCUGUAUGCCGCCAUGUUGGCGGGUCAGAAGGCGUGCGUCUCGCGACUCUUGCAGCUCAUCGACAAUCUGGACUUUGAGACGGCUGUGGGUUUUGCCGUUCUGUCCGGACUCUUCUCCAUUUUCUCCCUGGUACAGGACGUGGACCGGCGGAAGUUUAUGGAACUUGUGACCUCGGAGGUGGGGAAAGACUGGCUGCAGAAAGCGUGUUUUUGUAAUAACACGGAAAUCGUGGAGAGUCUACUGGCAUCGGGGGCGACAGUAAAAGGUCAACAGCUGCAAUUGGUGGAGAGGAAAAAAGCACCAUCGCUAGAGUCGGUGGAUGCGACUCAGUCGUUGUCUCGUAGGGUGGCCAGCUCGACCUCGCUGUGGCAACCCAUUGAGGAGACAGACGGGAGAGUUCCCGUGGCCAUGUCCCGCUCGGCAGAUAUGGUGAGAGUGUUGCUGCAACACGGGGCCACGGUUGACAUCAACUUCCUCACCUCCGUCCUCUCUCACAGCCGCUGCAAAGGAGACUUCCGCACGUUCAUGUUGACCUUCGACUUUGACCCCAAUCAGCUGGACAGACAUGGGAGGUCACUGCUGUCUUUGGCUGCGGAGCAAGGGGACAUGAAGUCUGUGUUCACCCUGGUGAACAAAGGAGCGGACUUGAACCAGAAACCCCUGCAUGGCUACCCCGCCCUGAUAGCUGCGGCUGGGAACGGACACGUGGAGGUCGUCCACUUUUUGCUGGAGGGGGGCGCUGACGUCAACAUCCGGGACGAAAGCGAGGACACGGCACUCACCAUGUCAGACAGCCCGCGCGUCGUCCGCCUGCUUGUUGAGAAGGGGGCGCUACUCAAUGUGGUCAACUGGCGCGGUUGCUCGGCAGUCGCCAAGUCAGUCGAGGCAAACAACUUGUCGGUGUUCCACUGCCUGGUGGAGUCCGGCGUCGACGUGAACUCUCCACACAAGGGCAAGAGCUUGCUGUCACAUCUGCUGGAGGCAGAGAGAUUCCGGCCCGAGUUUAUCCACAUCCUGCUGAACCACGGAGCCAAAGUGUCCUCGCCGAGAUGUGAGCUGGCGGUGCACAGAGCCUUGGCUGAAAACUGCUUCUACCUGCUGCGUGGAUUGAUACACGGAUGCUGCCUGCCUCCGAUUGUGCCCCGAAUGAAGCGGGAUCCGUUCCACGAGUGGGUGGGAGUCAACGUGCCGGUCAUGAAGGUCUGCUCCCCUCUCUUCAUGGCUCUCUCCUUCGGUCGUGUGGAGAUCGCCCGCCGCAUGGUGCGUGCGUUUUAUCUGACCAAGUCGGACCUCACUCAACUGCCCAGACACGAGAUUGUCCGCGAGUGUUUUAGCAGGAAAAACUUGGAUAGAAGUAUGGAGUUUCUGGAUGACAUGGCCUCCUCCCCUCCCUCCCUGCUACAGCUGAGCAUGGUGCGCGUCUCUGGGAUGUGUGGGGGGCCCCCGGGGCGCAGGGAAAGGGUGGAACAGCUGGGACUGCCCAAAUAUCUCGAGGAAUUUCUCACGUUCUCGUCAGCCGAGCUGAUCACGGAGGUAGUGGACAACUGAUCUCACUCACGGGUACCUGGG